AUGAUCACAAGGGCUUUACGGCUCCACCAGGGCCUGAUUGGCUUCGGCGCCGUCAGGCCAGACUGCACCGGCGGCGGCAGCGGGCAGGCAGCCGCGGGACCGGGGCGCACAGGGGCCGGGUGGCACCGGCAGCACCUUGUGCCCACGAUGCCGGGGGCCACCGCGGUGGCCGGCGCGGUGCUGGUGGCGCUGCUGGCGCUGGUCCCUUCACCCCAACCCAUCCCAUGGCUCCGGCCCCCGCAGGCAGCUGCGGAGUGGACCCCGAUCCACAGCCCCGGCGUCUGCGCCUUCUAUGACGAGUGCGGCUACAACCCGGAGGUGAACGUGUCGCUGGUGGCCUCCAAGGUGCCGUGUGUGUCCAACACGCCGGCGCGGGAGGCCACGGGCGGGCUCCUGACGCUGCUGAGCUCCGUGUGCCCGGAGCUGGUGCGCGACAUGGCCGGGACGCCGCGGGUGUGCUGCAGCCUGGCGCAGCUCGUGGCGCUGCAGGUCAGCGUGGCGCUCUCCGGCACCGUGCUGGCGCGCUGCCCCUCCUGCGCCCGCAACUUCGCCAACAUCCACUGCAACAACAUCUGCAGCCCCGACCAGAGCCUCUUCAUCAACGUCACGCGCGCGCUGCCGGUGGAGGGCACGUCGGAGUUCGCUGUCGUCGAGUACCAGUGCUUCUACCAGCAGGAGUUCGCCGAUGCCGCCUUCACCUCGUGCCAUGGUGUCCGGCUCCCGGUCACCGGCGGCUACGCCCUGGACAGCAUGUGCGGGCGCUACGGCGCGCAGCUCUGCACCGCGCAGCGCUGGCUGGACUUCCAAGGGGACAAGAACAACGGGCUGUCGCCGCUGCAGAUCAACUUCUACCUCGUGCCCAACGGCACGAGCCCCGGCGAUGCCCUGGAGCCGCUGAGCGCCCGGGCCUACAGCUGCAGCGAGGCGCCCAGCGACGAGGAGGAGCCGUGCUCGUGCCAGGACUGCGACGAGUCCUGCCCCACCAUCACCCCCCCGGCCGGCCCCGCGCCCCCCUUCCGCAUCGGCGCCGCCGACGGCGCGCUGGUGCUCUGCGGGCUGCUCUUCGCCCUCCUCGCCUUCCUCUUCCUCCUCGCCUUGUGCUGCCGGCACCGCAGCUCCAAGAAGGGCGUCGUGCUGCAGCCGGCCCCGGCGCGCGCCCCCGGCUGCUCGGAGCGAUGGGGCGAUGCCGGGCACCGGGCGCUGACCAGGGCGUUCCGGUGGUGGGGGACGCUGGUGGCCUCGCACCCGGUGCCGGUGCUGGUGGUGGCGGUGGCGGUGGCGGCGGGGCUGUCGACCGGGUUCCGCGUCCUGCACCUCACCACCGACCCGGUGGAGCUGUGGUCGGCGCCGGGCAGCCGCGCGCGGCAAGAGAAAGCCUUUUACGACCAACACUUCGGGCCGUUCCUCCGCACCAACCAGGUGAUCGUGACGGCGCUGCGGGGCAGCGGCUCCAGCUACGACUCGACGCUGUUCGGCGCCACCAACUUCAGCGCGGUGCUGACCAUGGAGGUGCUGCAGGCGCUACUGGAGCUGCAGCAGCGCUUGGCGGCCGCGACGGCGGAGGCGCCGGGCACGGGCAGGACGGUGACGCUGCAGGACGUGUGCUACGCGCCGCUGAACCCCAGCAGCCCCACGGCCGCCGACUGCUGCGUCAACAGCGUCACCCAGUACUUCCAGAACAACGGCACCCACCUGGCCAUGGUCGCGCAGGCCGACAGCCAAGGCACCGGCACCGUGGACUGGCGCGACCACCUCAUCUACUGCGUCAACUCCCCGCUGUCCUUCAAGGACAUCACGACGCUGGAGCUGAGCUGCAUGGCUGACUACGGCGGCCCCGUGUUCCCCUACAUCGCCUUCGGCGGCUACAGCGGCUCGGAGUACACGGAGGCCGAGGCGCUGAUCGUCACCUACUCGCUCAACAACUUCCCGCGCGAGGACCCGCGGUACGAGUGGGUGCUGAGCUGGGAGAGCCGCUUCCUCGAGCUGGUCAGGGACUUCCAGCGCACCCACGGCCAAAACCUGUCCGUCGCCUUCAUGGCCGAGCGCUCACUGGAGGACGAGAUCAGCCGCACCAUGGGCCAGGACAUCCCCGUCUUCGGCACCAGCUACUUCGUGGUGUUCGCCUACAUCGCGGUGGCGCUGGGCGAGUACACGGCCUGGCGCCGCGUCAUGGUGGAGUUGAAGGUGAUGCUGGCGCUGGGCGGCAUCGCCGUGGUCGUUGGCUCCGUGUUCUCCGCCAUGGGGCUGCUGGCGCUGCUGGGGCUGCCCUCGUCCCUCAUCAUCCUCGAGGUUGUGCCCUUCCUCGUCCUUGCCGUGGGCGCUGACAACAUCUUCAUCUUCGUGCAGGAGUACCAGCAGCAGUCGUCGCGGGAGCCGGGCGAGCGGCGGGAGCAGCACAUCGCGCGGGUGUUGGCGCAGGUCGCCCCCAGCAUGGCGCUGUGCAGCCUCUCCGAGGUCAUCUGCUUCCUGCUGGGCGCGCUCUCCUCCAUGCCGGCCGUGCGCACCUUCGCCCUCACGGCCGCUCUCGCCAUCGCCUUCGACUUCCUGCUCCAGAUCUCCGCCUUCGUGGCGAUCCUGGCGCUCGACGCCCGGCGGGAGGAGGCCUCGCGCCCGGACGUGUGCUGCUGCUGCCGCCAGGACAAGGGGCCUCCGCGCCCGGGGCUGCGGCUGCUGCGGCCGCUCCUGCAGCGCCUGGUCCCGGGGCUGCUGCACCCGCGAGUGCGGCCCCUCGUGGUGCUGCUCUUCCUCUUCCUCUCCUGCACCGGGCUCUACCUGAUGCUGCAGGUGCCCGUGGGGCUGGACCAGGAGCUCGCCAUGCCCCAGGACUCCUACGUGCUCCAGUACUUCAGUGCCCUCAACCAGUACCUGGCUGUGGGGGUCCCCACGUUCUUCGUCACCACCGAGGGCUACAACUUCUCGUCCACCGAUGGCACCAACGGGAUCUGCUCCAGCUCCGGCUGCGACAGCGACUCGCUGACCCACAUGGUGGAGAUGGCCACGCGCUUCCCCGACGUGUCCUUCCUGGCCAUCCCGGCCACCUCCUGGCUCGACGACUUCCUCGACUGGCUCAACCCCACCAGCCGCUGCUGCCGCAUCCACCAGUUUGGCAACGCCAGUGGCCAGUUCUGCCCCGCCACCAGCGCUCUGCCUGCGCGGGGCUUGCGUAACCUCACCCCGGGCUGCCCCUUAUCGCCUCCUCCUGCCUCCCGAACGCCGGUCACAGCCCCCGCCGCAGCCCGUUCCCCACCGCGGGCCGCGCACCGCGGGGUGAGCCCCCUGCAGAGCCCGGCCGCCCCCCGCGGAGCCUGCAGCGAGCUCCGGCCGGGCCCCGACCGGCGGGAACCGGCGGCGGGGGCUGUGACAGGCGCCCUUGAGCCGCGCUGGCGGGGCUCGCCCCGCUGA
Messenger RNA from Strigops habroptila (Kakapo), 3402 nucleotides. RefSeq names its product NPC1-like intracellular cholesterol transporter 1. The coding region runs from base 1 to 3402 and encodes 1133 amino acids. Lineage: Eukaryota; Metazoa; Chordata; Aves; Psittaciformes; Psittacidae. The transcript is spliced from 13 exons. The record is from RefSeq and is a predicted model, not a curated record.